AUGCCGGUAUCUAUAUCCUCAUCCGAUGAGGUGGUGGAGGGGGAGGAAACAAAAUUAAAGAAAUUAAAUAAUAAUUAUAAAUCGGAAACAACAGCUGAGGUGUAUAAACACCCGGAUACCCCUGCAGCUGCAUAUUAUGAACUUCUUGGAGUAUCGCCAGAUGCAUCUGCAGCGGAGAUAAGAAAGGCGUAUUAUUCGCUAUGCAGACGCUUCCAUCCAGACAAGUGUUCUGGAGGAGUAGAAGAGUUACAUAAAGUACAAGAAGCUUUUGCUGUUUUGUCUGACCAAACACAACGAAUAAUUAUUGACAUAAAAACAAAAAAAACAACAAAAGAAGAAAAACAACAAAAGAUACUUGAGCUGGAGAAACUCCAACGACUCCGCGCGUCGCGAGAUAUUCAAAAUAUGCAAAUCGAAUAUACAAAUAAGAUUGAACGAGAGAAAUCUGCAAAUGGCAUGAUUGAGAAGCAGCACCUCGAAGGCCCUUACAUCGAUGUGGCUAUUCCUCUACAAUGCCAAAUCGACAACUCGCGUUUUGUCUUCGGUGGCGGCGCGUCUUCUUCCUUUGAGCAACUGCCAGGGUUUUAUAAUCCAGCUCCUCUUAUGAGCGGAGGCGAUAUUUCUCUUUACGUUCUCUAUACCUUCCGGGGCCAACUUCACGAGGUUACUGUUUCCGACUGUUCGCGUUUGGCCAUUCCUCUGCGGUGUGUUUGCUGCACGGCCCUCCUUCUCUACCUCUUCCCGCUGCAGCAGCUGCAGCAACAACUGCAGCAGCAGCUGCAGCAGCAGCAACGCUUAAUAGGCUCUGCUGCUGCUGCUGCCGUCUCAUCUGUUGCUGCCGUCUUUUCUCGUGUCACGUCACGGCACAGGCGUACAGCCAGGAACCGCCACGAAGAAUAA
Messenger RNA from Eimeria maxima, 900 nucleotides. Its product is annotated as DnaJ domain-containing protein, putative. The record is from RefSeq and is a predicted model, not a curated record. Gene Ontology annotation, biological process: cristae formation. NCBI's taxonomy places the organism in Eukaryota, Apicomplexa, Conoidasida, Eucoccidiorida, Eimeriidae. The transcript is spliced from 11 exons. The coding region runs from base 1 to 900 and encodes 299 amino acids.